AUGUUUUACAAUAAUUAAUACUCCUCCUUCACCAACCAAUAAAUUGGAUACCCCUAAUAUUAGGGCUUCUAAACUCAUCCUUAACAAUAGCAACAACAAUAAUAACAUCCAUCUUAAUUAUUAAAUGGAUUUGCACCUCAGUAAUAAUAAUAGUACGCAAACAACUAAUUAUUUGCUCCAAAGCCCAUCAACAACUUUGGCUACUGCGCUUAAAACUAAUUCGUUAAAUCCUCUAGCCCCAUGCAAUUGAACCAUGCUAGUUUCACUUCAAAUAACCAAGAUUAGUACUCCGAAAAUUCCACUUCUUGUGGCUCUGAAGAAAAUCAACAAGACGAUUUCCUUGACUAAAUGCCCUAAUUGCAACCCACUCUUUCUUUUAAGAAUAUUUAAGCUGCUUCCCCUGCUAUCGCUUUGAACUCCUAACAAUAGCAUAAUAAUAUCCAAAAAAUUGCCCCUAAAAUAGCUACCACUACUGUUCCUUCAACUAACGCCUCAUCAGCUGCUUCCACUAAUGUGAUUCCCGAAGAAGCCAAGUAUAAGACUGAAAUGUGUAAGAACUGGGUUGAAAAUGGAAAGUGCAACUAUGGAGAUAAGUGCAAAUUCGCCCAUGGCAAGAAUGAACUCGUUCAAAAGGUAGCUGCCAAUAAACAUUUCAAGACAAAAAAAUGCAAAUAAUACUACGAAAGCUGCGUCUGCAAUUACGGUCCUCGUUGCCACUUUGUUCAUGAUAUUCGUACUGUUGCAGAGAUUAAGGCUAACAAUGAAUACACCAAAAAGAUGCUACACCCAGAAAUCUUCUUAGAUCUCUCCUCUUCAUCCUCUCAAACAUCUAUCUCAUCUAACCAACCUUCUGCCUCUAGGAGAUUGGACAUUUUCCAAAAACUAACCUCUUCCCAAACCUCUUUUAUAUCAAAUACUACUUCUCAAUGA
Tetrahymena thermophila SB210 is the source of this 930-nucleotide messenger RNA. Its product is annotated as zinc finger C-x8-C-x5-C-x3-H type protein. The transcript has a single exon. NCBI's taxonomy places the organism in Eukaryota, Ciliophora, Oligohymenophorea, Hymenostomatida, Tetrahymenidae. The record is from RefSeq and is a predicted model, not a curated record. Gene Ontology annotation, molecular function: metal ion binding; mRNA binding.